Molecule: messenger RNA, 3166 nt
Organism: Cokeromyces recurvatus
Lineage: Eukaryota; Fungi; Mucoromycota; Mucoromycetes; Mucorales; Mucoraceae
Product: nucleolar protein 14
Exons: 6
Coding region: 41-2899 (952 amino acids)
Biological process (GO): maturation of SSU-rRNA
Cellular component (GO): small-subunit processome; nucleolus; Noc4p-Nop14p complex
Source: RefSeq, a predicted model, not a curated record
AAAAAAAAUAUAUAUAUAUAUAUUUAUAUAGACCGAGAUUAUGGUAGCUACUAAACAACAAGCACCUAAAGGAAGUGGAGGAUCAGCAUUAAAGAGACUCAAGAAAUCACUUCAAGCAGCAGGCCUUGUAGGUCCUCAAUCAAAAGCUAAUAAAUCAAAAAAAGAUCGCAAGAGGGGAGCUCCAAAAGAAGUAGGCAAAAACGAUGCAGACAAAAAACUUAGUCUUAUUCGUGGUGAAUUCAAUCCCUUCGAGCAAAAGACCCAGAAGACAAAAUUUGAAAUUCUCGGUCGUAAAAUGAAGGGUACUUCUGGAAAACCAACAUUGAGUAAACAAAUUGGUGAAGAAAAUCGUAAGAAAACGUUGUUGGUAGAGAUGAAAAAUAAACAUCGUCAAGGUGGUAUUAUCGAUAAACGUUUUGGUGAAAAUAAUCCAUUCUUGACACCUGAAGAGAAAAUGUUGGAAAGAUUCACAAAAGAAAAGCAGAAAGCUUCUAAGGGUAGUUCUUUAUUUAAUUUGGAUGAUGAUGAAGAAUUUUCUCUUACUCACUAUGGUCAAUCAUUGUCAACUAUGGAUGAUUUUGAUGAUGCUGGUCUUGGACUUAGUGAUGAUGAUGAUGAUCAAAAACAAAUGGACGCAAAAAUUGUUUCGAAAAUGCACUUUGGUGGUUUUGAUGAUGAUCAAAAGGAGGAAGAAGGUCAACGACAUAAAUCUAAAAAUGAGAUUAUGAAAGAAAUUAUCGCAAAGAGUAAAAUGCACAAGCUUGAACGUCAAGCCGCUAAACAAGAAGAUGAUGAAUUGCGUGAAACUUUGGAUGAUGAAUUAAAUGAUAUUAGAGGUCUUUUAGAAACUAAGCCUGCACGUAAGCCUUUACCUUCUCAAAGUGCUCUUUUUAAGAAAGCUGAAAAUGAAAAUGCUGCUUCCGCUGCUGCUGUUGCUAGUAAAUACGAGCAAUCUGUAAAUGAAUAUUCCGAUUAUGAUAAAGCUAUUCAUGAGCUUGCCCUUGAUCAGCGUGCUCAAGCCACAGAUCGUACAAAGACGGAAGAAGAAAUUGCACUUGAAGAAAAGGAAAAACUCGAAAAGGCUGAACGUGCUAGAAAGAGACGUAUGGAAGGUCUUGAUUCCGAAAGUGAAGAUGAACAUCCCAAGAAGGGUUCACAUAAGAAGAGAAAGGGUGCUCCUCAAGGAGAUGAUUUGGAUGAUGAUUAUUUAGAAGAAUUAGAAGAUGAAGUAGAUAAGCUUGGUAAGGGUUUAACCCUUGAAGAGAUUCAAAAUGCUUUCGAAGAUGAAGAUGAGGAUGAGGAGGAGGAAGAAGAAGAAGAAGAAGAUGAUGAUGAUGAUGAUGAAAGCGAAGGUGAAGGUGAAGACGAAAGUGAAAGUGAAGAAGAAGGAGAUGAAGAUGAAGGAGAAACAGAUAAUGAAGACCUUGAAGAUGAGGAUGAUGAAUUACCUGAUUUUGGAGAAGACGAUGGUGAUGAUAUGAAUGAAAUAGGUGCUAAUGGUAUUGUGCAGAAAAAGAAGAAAGCUACACCAGUUGCUUCAAAAACAACCAAGCGUGAAAUCCCUUAUACAUUUGAAUGUCCUACUUCUCAUGACGAAUUUCUUGAGAUUAUGCAAGAUUUGGAUGUAGAAGACUGUCUUAUCGUAAUCAAGCGUAUUCGUGUUCUGUAUCAUAUCAAAUUAGUACAGGAGAACAAAGCUAAAUUAGCCCAGUUUUUAGAAGUAUUGGUCGAUCAUAUAGCUUAUGUUGCUUCUACUGUUUCACCUAUGCCUACACAUGUGCUUGAGAAACUUAGUAUUCAUAUCUUUGAAAUGGCUCAACAGUUACCGGAAGCAGCCGAUAAAAUAUUUGUGGGUAAAUUAAAAAAGAUGCAAGGAGAAAUGGCAAAAAAGAUGAAGCAUACUGGAUCAUCAUGGCCUGAUGUAGAAGAUAUGACUCUUUUACGUUUAAUUGGACACAUCUUUUCUGUCUCUGAUUUAACACAUCCUAUUGCUACACCUGCUUUAUUAUUUAUGUGUCAUGCUUUGUCUCAAUGUCGUGUGGAAACGGAAAUAGACAUUGGUCGUGGUUUAUUUUUAACUUUAUUAACAUUUGAGUAUCAAACUAUUUCCAAAAGAUUUAUGCCUGAAUGUAUUAAUUUCUUGAACAGAUGUUUAAUUUUAUUAUCACCAAAAGAAGUUUUUAGUGAUAAGCAUCAAACCCCCGGCUAUUCCCCUUUCCCUGAUAGAUAUAUAGAUUUUUCCAUUGAAGAUUAUAAAGGAAAUAAUAUGAAGUCUGUCUCAAACCUAAAAUUAGAACAAUUGGUAACUGAGUCUGACCUGGUUGAAAACAAGGACGAACGAAGGCUUUCAUUGCUUCAAGGAGCACUUCGUAUGAUUGAACGUUACAUCCAACUUAAUGCUUCUACACCAGCAUUUUUAGAAGUAUUCGAGAGCACAUUAGAAAUUUUACAAAAGUUAGCAAACUUAAACGGAUGGCAUUCAGAUAUUGAAUCCCUUUUAAUGACUUUGAGUAACAGAUUAGAGAAACAGAUUAGAUUCUGUAAAGAAAAACGUAUCAAGACACCACUUAGAAUGCAAAACCAUCGACCCAUACCCAUUGCUCAGCAUUUACCCAAGUUUGAAAAUGCUUACUCUAUUGAUCGCCACUAUGAUCCUGAUCAUGAACGUGCACAAGCUCGUAAACUUGAAGCACAACUAAAGAAAGAAAAGAAGGGUGCCUUACGUGAACUUCGUAAAGAUAAUCAAUUCAUUGCUAGAGAAAGAGCCAAAGAACGUAAACAAAAGGAUGAAGAAUAUAAUAAGAUGGUUAAAGGUGUUAUGUCAUUAUUAGAAGGCGAACAAGCCGAAUUAAAGCGUCUCUACUUUUCUAUGAUUUUUCCAUAUAAAGUUAAACUAUAGAAUAAAAUUUAAAUCUCAGUGAUACUUUAAGAUUUAAGUUAUCUUAAAAGCUACUUCAUUUUCUGACUGACUUUUUUUUUGGGGGGGAGGAGAGGAAGAGAAGGAGGGGGAGGGGUAAAGAAAGGAAAUAAGGGUAGCAAACACUGUACAGAAAAAAAAGAGAGAAAGAAGACGAUAGCUACAUAUUUAGUUAAUUGAAACUAUUAUAUAUUCCCUAUAAUAAAGGAUUUUCAUUAUAGAAAUUUAUAAUAGUACGCAUUAUAAGCA